Messenger RNA from Aspergillus oryzae RIB40, 552 nucleotides. RefSeq lists its product as uncharacterized. The transcript is spliced from 2 exons. The record is from RefSeq and is a predicted model, not a curated record. Bases 1 to 552 code for a protein of 183 amino acids. Lineage: Eukaryota; Fungi; Ascomycota; Eurotiomycetes; Eurotiales; Aspergillaceae.
AUGGUUACGUAUAGACUGGGAAAACAGCUCAUAUCUUUGGACUUACCCGACACCACGAAGAAAGAGGUCGACUUUACCGAUACCUCAUUCUUCACCACCAGCCCACACCGCCACCUCCCAACACCUGCCCAGGUCAGGGCUAUGUCCAAAGAUAUCGAUACAAGCUCUCAACCAACUCCUAUCAAAUUUAGAAAUCUCAACCUGAUUGUCAAAUUCGGUCUUUAUGUGACAAUUGUCGAGGCACUGAAUCUGUGGAUGGUCAAAAAGGUUUUUCAUGACAAAGUUCCAGUGCCUGGGCUUUUUGGCUGGCGGGUCGAUGAUGAAGGCUAUGUGUUCAUAUAUAUGGAGCUCAUCGAAGGACCAACACUCGAAGAGUGCUGGAAUCGUCUAUGCAAUAUUGAGAAGAGGGCCAUCUCUGAUCAACUAUCACGGAUUGCGGAGACUCUGCGGCAACUCGAGCAAGACCCCUCUGAUCAGUUUAUCGUAUCAAAGAGUUCAACGACUGGUUCACUUAUCCCAGUCAUGGUUUACUUCCGGAUAAUGGGGAAAUAA